Schistosoma turkestanicum is the source of this 2762-nucleotide messenger RNA. The record is from the annotation of a GenBank genome assembly. NCBI's taxonomy places the organism in Eukaryota, Metazoa, Platyhelminthes, Trematoda, Strigeidida, Schistosomatidae.
AUGCUCCAUUUACAAUGUGGUACGUUUUGUUUGCUUGUUCCGACCAAAAAGAAUUUUAAAGAAAAUAGUGAAUCAUUUGAAUGUGAUACAGCUUUGGUCGGACUUGGUAAAUCACGUGGCAAAAGUGAUAUUUCUGGCAGAACUUCACCAGUUAAUUUGAAAUCCUCAAAAUCUGAUGAAUUGAAUAAAGAUCAGCAAGAUGAUAAAAAAGAAGCUAAAUCAUUAGCAUCUUUACAAAAAGGAGAAGAACCAAACGUCGGAAAGAAGUCAAAGGAUACAUCUGAGAAAGCAAAUACAAGUAAUGAUAAACCAAAAGAAACUAUAAAAACAGAUAAGAAGAUAGAUGAAAAGCAAACUUCAUCAGCUGAAACAACCAAUAAAUCCACAACUAAUUCAGACAACAAUACACAAGCACCACAAGGUAAGUCGGCGGCGUCUGUGCGUCUAGUAGAUCUAGUGAGUCAAGGAUCAACAGAUCAAAAUAAUCAAAAAAAUCCAUCCUCUACGUUGAUUAACUUUUUAACAUCACCUAUACAAACAAUAAAAUCAAACAGAGCUCCAAGUCCAACAAUGCCUGCAAACACUAAACUGGUGGAUGAAGUUAAAGAGCCAGAAAUUGAUACAAAAUCUUCCGAACUCAAAGAAAAACAAAAUAAAAACCCAAAGGAUGAAACAAAUAAAAUUCAAUCUAAAAAUGUUGAAAUACAACCAAAUAUUAAUGUUGAACAAAAGAAAGGGACUACUUCCGUUUCACAACCUGAAACAAUUAUAAAAACACAAGAAGAAGUUAGUGUUCCGACAUCAAAACCACAAGAUGACAAAGUUUCUGAGACUCAGAACAAGUCAAAUAAUAUCACUAAGUCGGUAUCAGAAAUCCCAGUUAAAACAACUGAAACUAAUAAACCGCAAAAGGAAAACCAAAUCAAUAAACCAGAAGUCGGUCAACCCAAUACAAACUAUUUAGUCCCUUCUAAUAUACCUGAACCCGGUACUCAGCUGAAACUAAGACGAAAUGGUGUUGUUGCAAGAUCAGUAGAUGAACAACUUAAGCCUUACCAACCUAAGAUUGCCAGUAAGCAGCCUAAUCCACCCGAUUUGAAUUUAACAUCAGAUAAAGGAGUUAAUCGUUCAGUAAUUAUUGGACAAAGAGAACAUGAAAAAUACGAUGAAAGUCAAAGAAUUAAUCUAAAAAAUUUAGAUCCUUGUAGAUUAUCACUUUUCUCAGCAAUUGAUUUAAAGCAUUCUGGUUUCGCCAAUGCUGAAGAUAUUGAAAAUUGUUGGAACAAGCUUGGAGUUCCAGAUGUAGAAAAUCUACUCAAAUAUUUAGGAUUUCCGAAACAUGGAAUGAUCAAUCUUGAUCAUUUAACACAAUCAUUACAUGAAGCAUUAGAAUUGAACACUUAUGAUGAACCAAGUGUAUUGGCUGGAAUUCGUUCAAUGAAUUUGGAAUUAUAUUUGACUGAAGCACUGAAAAAUGCCUAUGGAAAAGAAAUUGAAAAACUUGAAACAAAUCUUACAGAAGAACGUGAAAUGAUUUUACGCUAUUUUCAUCAACAACUAAAUGAAAUACGUCAAAAAAUGGACAUUUUACUUGGUCAAAAAGAAGUUGAAAUUAGACAAGUUCAACAAAAACUUGAUAAAACAAUUCAAUCAUCUAAUGAAAUUGAAAUCAAAAAUAAAGAUGUCGAAUUCCUUCUCCAGACUGAAGAUAGAUUCUUGAGUUUCAUUACAAAUCUAAGUGAUAUUAUGGAAGCAGAAAUUAAACAAUGUGAAAUGGGCAGGGAACAGUUUAAUCAUAUUUUCUCUUUUAAUGAGAAAAUAAAGAAGAAAGUAGAUCAGGUGAAAAGUCAAGCAGAAAACGGUAACCAUUUUAAACGUCUGAAAGAUUCAAUUCAAAUUCUCAAAGACUAUAGUCAACUACUACAAAUAAUCGUCAUUAAAUUUGCCGGUAUACAACGUCAUACACAAUUUAUCAUAAGUCAAGAAAAGGAGAAAAAUGAAAAACUUGAAAAAACUCUGGAAAUACAACAAACAAACUUAUCUAAUUUACAGACAACAUAUGAUAAUAUAUCAAGACAAAAUCAAAAACUUUUCAGUGAAAAUGAAGAAUUACAACAGAAAAUCCAAUCAAAAGAGGCAACAAUUAAAAAUCUACAGGAAGAGAAUAAUCAAUUGUCAGAGAAUUAUAAAAGUGUUUUAAAGAAAUUAACUGCCAACAGUAUUAACAAAAACAACAGUAAUAAUAUUAGUACAAAUAAUGUUAGUAGAAAUAAUGGGACUUAUGAAAACGAUAAAAGUAAUCAUGAUAACAACACCAUUGAUCGUAAACAAAAUAACAACGAACAUUCAUCGCCUGAUCCAAAUCAUCAACAUCGUGAAUCUUCAAUGAAUCCAGUGUAUAUGAUGUAUCCGGAAAAGAAUAGUAUGUCACCAUAUCAUAUGACAAAAGACCAACUAGCUAUGCAACAAUAUCAAAAUGAUUUAGAAGAAACUAUUAGGAAACAAGCGAAACAAAUUAGACAAUUGAAAAAUACGGCGUCCAAAUAUCGACCGAAUGAUGCUACAUGGACAGAAAUGAUUGCCACAAGAGAUCAAUGAAUAAAGCAGAGAUCAGAAAAACUUCGAAAACGUAACACCAGAGUAACAUUAACAUUCGAGAUUUAUUCUGGGUAAAGGAAGAAACUACUAGAAAUCAACACAAUCCCAAUUUUAUUUAUCUGAAGAAAUAUUGGAUGCAAACUGCUUUAUAUUGAUUUAAAUUG